This is a messenger RNA of Lotus japonicus, 3143 nucleotides long. Its product is annotated as ribonuclease II, chloroplastic/mitochondrial. The transcript is spliced from 14 exons. Gene Ontology annotation, molecular function: 3'-5'-RNA exonuclease activity; RNA binding. Gene Ontology annotation, cellular component: P-body; exosome (RNase complex). The record is from RefSeq and is a predicted model, not a curated record. Lineage: Eukaryota; Viridiplantae; Streptophyta; Magnoliopsida; Fabales; Fabaceae. Gene Ontology annotation, biological process: mRNA catabolic process. The coding region runs from base 114 to 2477 and encodes 787 amino acids.
UUAAAAUCACCUAGGCUUGAGUCUGCACCACUCACUAGACAAAACUCUCCUUCAAUACUUCCACUUCCUCCAUCUUAACCUCAUCAUCACUCCAUGAGCCUCUGAACUCAACCAUGGCCGUUCGAGCAGUGAACACAUGCUGCUUCUUCCGUCCUCACUCUCCUCCUCUCUCCACCGCCGUCCGCUUCUUCUCCCGCUACCGCCGUCCUCACCCUCUCUUCUUCUCCUCCUCCUCCUCCUCCUCCGGCUAUGGCGCUCGGAUUCAACGGCGCUCCAUCCAGAGCCUCUUUGACAGCGUCAUUGAAGAGCUACAAGCCAUGCGCAAACGCCGCAAGAGAGUCGUCUCCGCCGCCGCACCUUCUUCCAACACAGGAUUGUUCAACGGAGAGCUUCUUGAAGAUAGACUUCUAAACCGUUCGUUGCAAAAAGGGUUGCUUUUGGAGUUCAAGAAGGAUUCUGAAAGAAUAUUGCUUGCAGUUGCUCAGAGACCAGAUGGCAAGAAGAACUGGAUGGUUUCUGAUCAGAAUGGUGUCUCUUCUUCAAUCAAGCCGCAACAAGUGACAUUUAUUGUGCCUGGUAUUGACAAUUUUGACCGAGCAGAUAUCGCAGAUUUUGUUCAGAAAGCUCAGGAUAACAUGGACCCAUCAUUACUUGAAUUCGCAUGGAUUGAGCUACUUGAAAAGAAUAAGUCUGUAACAGUUGAAGAGUUGGCUGAGAUAAUUUUUGGUAGUGCUGAGCCUCUUGAGAGCUAUUCUGCUCACCUCUUGCUGUCAAAAGAUGAAGUAUACUUUAGUGUGCUCGAGACUAAAGGAUUUCGUUCCAUUUAUGGACCUCGGCCAAGUGAGCAGGUUGAGGAGCUUAUUCGUAGGAAAAUUGCAAAGGAGGCUGCUGAGAAUGAAUUUCAGGAGUUUAUUAAGCUGCUGGCAUCUGCAAAAUCAAUGCCUCGACAAGAUAAACCUUCCAAAUCUUCUUGGGUGAAUGAGGAGAAAAAUUGGAGCAGAAUUGAAUCACUUCAAGCAUAUGCUCUUGAUUCAUGUAAAAAUGACGAACAAAGGAAAACAGCUGGGGCGAUUCUUAAGGAAAUGGGUCUUGCAAAAACAGCAUCUUCAGCCGUGAAUCUCUUGGUGGAUAUUGGGUAUUUUCCUGUACAUGUCAAUCUUGAGCUGUUGAAGUUGGGAAUUCCCACUGAUCACUCAGAAGAGAUCAUAUCAGCUGCUCAUCUUCUAUCAGACUCGUAUGAUCCUGACGAGGUUAAUAGGAAGAAUCUUACUGAUUUGAAGGUUUAUGCCAUUGAUGUUGACGAAGCUGAUGAGCUUGAUGAUGCAUUGAGUGCAAAAAAGUUGCAAGAUGGACGGAUUCAGAUUUGGAUACAUGUUGCAGACGCUACUAGAUAUGUUCUACCUGGAAGUGUCGUGGAUAGGGAGGCUAUGAGAAGAGGAACUUCUGUUUUCCUGCCCACUGCUACAUAUUCUAUGUUUCCAGAAAAGCUUGCCAUGGAAGCUAUGAGUUUGAGACAAGGAGAAAUUUGUAAUGCUGUUACUGUAUCAGUUGUGCUGCAUAAGGAUGGCAGCAUUGCAGAAUGUUCAGUGUUGAACUCACUGAUUAAACCAACAUACAUGCUAACUUACGAGAGCGCAUCUGAGCUACUCCACUUGAACCUAAAGGAGGAGGUUGAACUCAGAAUUUUGUCUGAGGCUGCAACCCUUCGUUUAAAUUGGCGCCGUCAGCAGGGUGCAGUUGAGACAGCAUCAUUAGAAACUCGUAUUAAAGUGUCUAAUCCAGAGGAUGCAGAGCCUUCAAUAAACCUUUAUGUGGAAAGCCAGGCAGAUCCAGCAAUGCGAUUAGUCUCUGAGAUGAUGAUACUCUGUGGUGAAGCUAUGGCCACCUUUGGAUCUCGGAAUGAGAUUCCUUUACCCUACAGGGGACAACCCCAAUCAGAUAUAAAUCUUUCUGAAUUUUCCCAUCUUCCAGAAGGGCCUGUUAGGAGUCUUGCCCUAGUCAAAGUAAUGCGUGCUGCUGAAAUUGAUUUCAGGAAGCCAGCACGCCAUGGGGUUUUGGGACUUCCUGGUUAUGUUCAAUUUACCUCUCCCAUCCGUAGAUAUUUGGAUCUUCUUGCUCAUUAUCAGGUAAAGGCAUUCCUUAGAGGUGAGCCUCUACCCUUUUCACCUGGUAAACUUGAAGGGAUAGCAGCAGUUGUAAAUGACAGAUUUAGAACUGUGAGGAAACUCUGCAAUAGUAGUCUUCGAUAUUGGAUAUUAGAAUAUCUACGAAGACAACCAAAAGAGAAAAAAUAUCGUGCAUUGGUCCUUAGAUUUUUGAAAGAUCGAAUUGCAGCUCUGCUUUUGGUUGAGGUUGGAUUUCAAGCUUCUGCCUGGGUUUCUCUUGGAGCUCAGAUAGGGGAUGAAGUAAUGGUUAAGGUUGAAGAAGCACAUCCACGUGAUGAUGUUAUUUUUCUAAAGGAGGUUGUAAAAGGGUGACACAAGAUACGUUCUUGAAGAGACUUUUUCAACGUUCAGCGAUUUAUUCAAAAAGGGCGAUGCAGGAAAUUUUUGUCAACUAACAUCUUCUGCAUAUUAACUCCCACCAAGGUUGGCUAGUAAGGUGUAGCCUCCUUGUCUUUUGAAUGGAAUAGAGAUGGUGCUUCAGCUCCACCGGCAGAAUUUCAACAUUUGGAACUUUGUCAAGCCGUUUAAUAGCAUGUUUGGAUCAACUUCUUUUUCCUCAGUAUCAUAUGAAACUCAUUAGCUACUUACAGAAGUUCAUGAAUGAUACGAACCAACAUAUCCAGUCUUCAUCGUGCUGCAAGUAUGUGCAGUUCUUCAAACUACCUUCAUUUUCUCAACCCAUACAGUGACAUAAAUUUACCAGGUUUUGCUCCCCCUCUUGUAGCUUGCCCAUUCUGUUUAUUUGAUAAGAUGUCUGUGACAAUAGCUAGUGGUUGAAAUAUAUCAUCAGAAGGAGCUUCUUGUUUCCCUGAAAAUUCAUGGCUAUGAGGGUUUUUUUCUAAAGUAAUUUACUCUUACCCAGUAUUGUAUAUGUCUGGCCUUUACAAUUUUUUUUAUACACAUCUACUUGAAAAGUUAUUUUAACAUAAGAAUGUUGAUGUAGAAUAUUAUGAUUUUGUUGUAAAUUUAAUUUAACUA